UUUUGUUUAAUUUUGAUUAAUUUAUUAUAAUAAUUUUUGCACAUAAUGAGUAGAAAUUAUCAAGAAGAUCAAAAUAAUGAAAUCGAAGCAUUGGAUUCUAUAUAUUGUGGUGAAAUGGAAAUAUUGGAAUCCCAAUCAGUACACAAGUUUCGUAUACCAAUAGCGACUGAAGAGUUUGAUAAAGAUCAAGAAGAAAAUGGUUUAGCUUGUAAAUUGUUAUUCACUUACACACCCACUUAUCCGGAUGAAGCACCUCUAGUGGAAAUUGAUGAACCAGUAAACUUUGCGGAAGAUUUUGAAGAACGUUUAUUACAGCAUAUAAAAAAAUCUAUAGAGGAAUAUUUGGGUAUGGAAAUGAUAUUUAGCUUAGUUAGCACAGCCCAGGAAUGGUUAAAUGAACGAUGGGAUGAUCAUAAAAAGGCACAGGAAGAAGAACGAGAACGUAAUUUGCUGGCAGCCGAGGAAGCAGAACGCAAAAAAUUCGAAGGUACUCGUGUGACGGUAGAGAGUUUUAUGAAAUGGAAAAUGAUAUUCGAAGAAACCACGGGUAUAACUGCAAAGCGGGAAAAAAUUAAUGAAAACAAAAAACUAACCGGACGCGAACUGUUUAUGCAGGAUAACACCUUAAAUGAGUCGGAUCUUAAAUAUCUAUUAGAAGCUGGCGAUAGUAUCGAGAGCGUUAAAAUUGAUGAAAGUCUAUUCCAAGCCAUAGGCGAUAUUGAUUUCGACGACGAAGAUGAAGAGGAUGAGGAUUGGGUACCUGGUAAUGAUGAUGAUGACUAGAUAUAUUACAUCUUUUCUUUUUGGAAAACUGAUUUACUUUUAUCAAAACCUGCAGAAAUACACGCAAAAACCAUUGGAUUAAAAA
Messenger RNA from Glossina fuscipes, 868 nucleotides. RefSeq names its product RWD domain-containing protein 1. Lineage: Eukaryota; Metazoa; Arthropoda; Insecta; Diptera; Glossinidae. Gene Ontology annotation, biological process: cytoplasmic translation. The transcript is spliced from 2 exons. The coding region runs from base 46 to 783 and encodes 245 amino acids. The record is from RefSeq and is a predicted model, not a curated record. Gene Ontology annotation, molecular function: protein binding.